GAUCGGUUUGCUGGAUUUUGACCUCCACUUUUCAGCUCACUGCCGUUUCUCUGGACUCGCUCUUUGGAAGCACAAUUUCUAGACCGUUUUGGUCGUUUUUUCUCCUUAUUUCUGUGUGCAAAGACAUGCGUGUGUGAGCCUGAAAAGCCUGGAAACAUGAGGCGUUCGCUGUUGCUUCUUCUGGGGCUGCUGGUCCUCCAUCACAGCUGCAGCUUUGAGUUUGUGAUAGACGGAGAGUGGGAGGAUGAAGAGCCAGGAGUUCACGAUCAUCUGCAGAGACACAAGAGAGCAACGCUGACCAGCGAGGAGGAGGAGGACUUCCAGGCCAUCCGCGGAGAUGACAUCAAAGUGAAGAGCUACAGGGUGGAGAGCCGCAUCACUUCCCGCUUCGCCCACACCACCAUCAGAAGCUCGGUGGUCAACUCCAACGCCAGAGCUCAGAGCAUCGGCUUCAGCGUGCAGAUUCCCAAACGGGCCUUCAUCUCUAACUUCACCAUGAAUGUGAACGGCAUCACGUUUGUGGGCUCCGUGAAGGAGAAGACGGUGGCCAGGAGGCUGUAUGCGCAGGCCACAGCCAGAAACAAGGCGGCGGCCAUCAUCAGGGCUAACUCCCAGGACCUGGAGACCUUCAACACGGAGGUCCACGUUCCUCCUGGCAGUAACAUCGAGUUUGAGCUCCACUACCAGGAGAUGAUGGAAAGACGGCUUGGCUCAUAUGAACACCUGCUGUACCUGCAGCCUGGGCGGCUGGUCCCACAGUUCCAGGUGGAUGUGUACAUCUACGAGCCGAAGGGCAUCUCAAAGGUAGAAGCACACACCUCGCUUGGAGAGCGGUUUGAGGAGCUGAUUCAGCUCACAGUCACCAAAGAUAAGGCUCAUGCUGUGUUCAAGCCAAACUUGCAGCAGCAGAGAAAAUGUGAGAACUGCACUGACAGCGCCAUCGACGGCGUCUUCUCUGUGGCCUACGAUGUGACCAGAGACAGCAACGCUGGGGAACUGCAGGUUUCAGACCUUUACUUUGUUCAUUUCUUCGCCCCUGAAAACCUCUCUCCUCUUCCUAAAAACAUUGUUUUCGUCAUCGACGUCAGUGGCUCCAUGUGGGGGGUCAAGAUGAAGCAAACGGUGGAAGCCAUGACGGCUAUUCUGGACGACCUAAAAGACGAAGAUCGCUUCAGUAUCAUCGACUUCAACCACAACGUGCGCUGCUGGAGAGAGGACCUGGUCCCCGCUCAUUCCCUGCAGGUCGCAGACGCCAAGAGAUACAUCCAGAACAUCAAGCCCAAUGGAGGCACGAACAUCAACGAGGCGCUUCUCAGAGCAGCUCAGAUGCUAGUGAGGGCGUCCACUCAGGGCUUCGUUGACUCCUCCUCCGUCUCCAUGAUCAUCCUGGUGUCCGACGGAGACCCCACUGUGGGAGAGAUCAAGCUCAGCAAGAUCCAGAAGAACGUGAAGCGAGUGAUGACGGAGGAGAUCUCUCUCUUCUCGCUGGGCAUCGGCUUCGACGUGGACUACGACUUCCUGGAACGCAUCGCCAUGGAGAACAGGGGCACGGCCCAGAGGAUCUACGCCAACCAGGACGCCGCCAAGCAGAUCCGGGAAUUCUACAGCCAGGUGUCCUCUCCCCUGCUGAAGAGAGUCAGCAUUAAAUUCCCAGAGGACUCUGUGACCGAGGUCACCCAGAGCAACUUUGACAAGUUCUUCAGCGGCUCGGAGCUGGUGGUGGCCGGGAAGGUGCAGCUGACGGAGAGCGACACGCUGACCAGCAUCACCUCGGCAUCAGCUGCCGGCCUGGACCUCAGCUUGCAGACGGACGCGGACCUUACGGAGCUGGACCUGGAGCUGGCCAAGCAGCAGCACUCGUUCACCGGCUUUGCCAGACAGAUGUGGGCUUACCUGACCAUUAAACAGCUGAUCAGGGAAAGGUCUUUGGUUACAACAGUUGGAAAAAAGAGAAGAAUUACCAAACAAAUCACAGAGCUGGCGUUGCAGCACAGCUUCGUGACGCCGCUCACCGCUCUGCUGGUGGAGAGCGAGGACGCCACCGAGAGGCUGCUGUUCGAUUCGUCCAGGGACCCCAGGCAAGGCUGCUGCGCAGGGGGACAGGCGCCGUCUGGGCCUGUUCCUGCUGUUAAUGUGGUCUAUGCCCUUCCACCCCCCUGGGUCCAGGGCCCCACGCCGACCCCUGCAAGUCAGGCUAAGCCGGUUGUAGAGAAGAUGACUCUGCCUUCAACAGUUACCGUUGUGGACAGCGACCCUCACUUCAUCGUCCACCUGCCCAGAAGCAACAUGGACGUCUGCUUCAACAUCGACUCCAAACCGGGUCACAUCCUCAACCUGGUGUCCGACGCUGGAACAGGUGUCGUGGUGAACGGUCAGCUGAUCAGCUCCAAGCAGCCUCACAAGGACAAACUCAGCACCUACUUUGGCAUCGUCUCCGUCUACUACCAACCCGAAGGAGUCGGCGUGACGGUCAGCACCGACCGCAUCGCCGUGACUGACGGCAGGAACAACCACUCCUUCACCUGGGGGGCCACGGCUGAGAUAGCACAGGACGGUGUGACCGUCUCCAUCGUGAAGAACUCCCACGCCACCGUCACCAUAAACAACAGCAUCCGGGUGAUGGUGCUGCUCCACCGCGUGUGGAGGAAGCAUCCCGUCAACGUGGACUUCCUGGGGAUCUACAUCCCCAACGACAACCGGUAUUCACCGCUGGUCCACGGGCUCAUAGGACAGUUUUCCAGAGAGCCUCAGGUUAACGUCUACGACGUCCACGAGGGGCCCGACCCGCUGAAGAAGGAGGCCACCAUGGAGGUGAAGGGCCAGGUGCUGCUCGUCACCAGAGGCUGGCAGAAGGACUACAGACGCGACACGAAGCGCGGCAACAGCGUCUCCUGCUGGUUCGUCCACAACAGCGCCAAGGGCUUCAUCGACGGCCAUUACACCGACUACAUAGUGCCGCAUCUGAGCAGCUUCCUGCAGACGGCCUGAGCCACCGGCCCGGUUCCCCCGGCCCGGUUCCACCGGCCCGGUUCCCCCGGCCCGGUUCCACCCGGCCCGGUUCCCCCC
Fundulus heteroclitus (mummichog) is the source of this 3066-nucleotide messenger RNA. RefSeq names its product inter-alpha-trypsin inhibitor heavy chain 2 (gene itih2). Gene Ontology annotation, biological process: hyaluronan metabolic process. NCBI's taxonomy places the organism in Eukaryota, Metazoa, Chordata, Actinopteri, Cyprinodontiformes, Fundulidae. Gene Ontology annotation, molecular function: serine-type endopeptidase inhibitor activity. The record is from RefSeq and is a predicted model, not a curated record. Bases 157 to 2988 code for a protein of 943 amino acids. The transcript is spliced from 21 exons.